AUGAACCGCUACCUCUCGUCCCUUUUCGUGCUCGAUGACGUGGAUCAGAUCACUGUGACUCUGUGGGGCGACGAGGAUCCGAUCGGUGAGAAGAAGAUCGGUAACGACCCAUUUUCCCUUUGCUUCCGAUCGGAAAUGACUGAAAUUCCCCGUUUCAGACUGGGGACAACUCGUCGACACGCGCGAUUUCAACGCGAUUCCGUUCUGCGAAACGCCCGAUUACAUUCCGAUUAUGGACGAUAUGCGCGAGCGAACUUUCAAGGAAUUGGUACAAUUUCUAUCUUUCCCACACUUUUACCACUAAUAUUUGCAGAUAGACAUCUCGGAGCUGCGAAGUGCCAUGUGCCGGGCGCUCGGAGCCGUGGGCCGAGUGACGAACGAAAACAUGGAGCCCCGAUUGGCGCGGCUCCAACUGAAAAUGACGGUGAUCGAGUACAGGGAGCAUCUGGAGCACUGCCGCAAAGAAUAUCCGUCCUUUUUCAUUCCGUCGAAACUGGCCCAAUCACCGGCGCCGCAGCACCUCAACCAAUGGGUCCACUCGGGCGGUCCCCAGAUGAUCCUCGAGUAUUUGGAGGCCGCCGUCAAAUUGGUCGAAAUUCUCGACAAAGGGGAACAUCCGGACAUUGAGCUGGUUGGGACCAGGACCGAGAUGGCCACCAAGUUGAUAAGUUAGUGAAUAGAGAGCUGGCGCCAGCUUGUUUUCUCGGCAAUUUUGCUAGUUUGUCCCAAUAUUUUGCUUGCAGAACUGAUAGAAGUGCAGCCGAAGCGGUCGGAAGGCGAGAAGCUGUCCCAUUUCUGGAUUGUGGACCCGAUAAUCCGGUCGUCGCGGGCCGUCCAGACUAUUGCCGCCAUCCAAGUGGUCCUGCGGCUCAUCGAGAAAAUUAUGCUGAAAUUGGCGAAGAACGUGCCGACGACAGUGCCCGACACGUUCGCGAAAGGAAAGGGAAAGAAGGAGAAGAAGGCCGCCGAGGAGGUACUGUUCUUGAAAAAGCUUUUAAUGUUUCCAUAUAAACGAGUAUUGUAGGCGACGGAAAAGGCGCUGAAAGAGUGCAAAGCGGUGAUUUUCCUGGAGCACAUCCGGGCGAUGCACGUGGAACUCCGUUACGCCGGCAACUUCCUCUGCUCGCACUGGGGACAAAUGAUGGCCAUCGAAGACGAGAACGUGCCUUCGAAAGUCGGCGAAGAUCUGGGAAAGGUACGCGAAACAAUUUAAAUGUUUUUGUGUCCGCCUGCACUGGGUGCCAUGAGCCAGGAAAGAUAAAAGUUACCCGUUCGAUGCAAAACUUCCUUUGGCACCACGAGACGGGACCAACCCCGUCCCAAGCCGUUCGGAUACGUGUCCUUUAAAGAGAAAGUGAGCGAUCUGAAAUGUAUUUCAAUUUUGCAGGCGCAACUGGUGCUCGAAGAAGUGCGCUCGUCGGUGGAAUCGCGCAUCCAACGCUCGUACCUGAACGCCUUCGAAGACAUGCAAACGACGGUCCGAUCGAGAUUCUAG
Messenger RNA from Caenorhabditis sp. 36 PRJEB53466, 1495 nucleotides. Lineage: Eukaryota; Metazoa; Nematoda; Chromadorea; Rhabditida; Rhabditidae. The record is from the annotation of a GenBank genome assembly.